Messenger RNA from Ailuropoda melanoleuca (giant panda), 5026 nucleotides. It is a transcript of the gene NIPAL1, whose product is annotated as NIPA like domain containing 1. The record is from RefSeq and is a predicted model, not a curated record. Gene Ontology annotation, molecular function: magnesium ion transmembrane transporter activity. Bases 54 to 1295 code for a protein of 413 amino acids. The transcript is spliced from 6 exons. Gene Ontology annotation, cellular component: membrane. Gene Ontology annotation, biological process: magnesium ion transport. NCBI's taxonomy places the organism in Eukaryota, Metazoa, Chordata, Mammalia, Carnivora, Ursidae.
GCCGGGGUGGAGGAGGAGCGAGAGCUUGUUCCGAGAAGCCCCGACUGGGGACCAUGGGGGGACAGGUGAGGCUACCGCCUGGAGAGCCCUGCCAGGAAGGCUACGUGCUGUCUCUGCUCUGCCCCAACUCCUCCCAGGCCUGGUGUGAGAUCACAAACGUGUCACAGUUGCUGGCUUCUCCUGUCCUCUACAGGGACUUGAAUUCCAGCAGAAGCAACUUGAGCACUUCUGCAAAAGUCGAAAACAAAUACAGUCUGUAUGUGGGCCUGCUGCUGGCAAUCGGUUCCAGUAUUUUCAUUGGCUCCAGCUUCAUACUGAAAAAGAAGGGCCUCUUGGAACUGGCCAAGAAGGGCGUUACCAGAGCUGGUCAAGGUGGACAUUCUUACCUCAAAGAAUGGCUCUGGUGGGCAGGAUUACUCUCAAUGGGAGCUGGAGAAGUGGCCAAUUUUGCAGCUUAUGCUUUUGCACCUGCCACGUUGGUCACCCCGCUGGGUGCUCUGAGUGUUCUCAUAAGUGCAAUAUUGUCUUCCUACUUUUUAAAUGAGCACUUGAACAUUCAUGGGAAAAUAGGCUGUAUAUUAAGUAUUUUGGGGUCAACUGUGAUGGUUAUCCAUGCCCCACAAGAAGAGGAAGUCACUUCUUUGCAUGAAAUGGAAAUGAAAUUGAGAGACCCAGGAUUUAUUUCCUUUGCUGUAAUCAUAACUGUGAUCUCAUUGGUGCUGAUUUUGAUUGUGGCUCCCAAGAAGGGACAGACCAAUAUAUUGGUCUACAUUUCAAUCUGUUCAUUGAUUGGAGCAUUUUCAGUUUCUUCUGUCAAGGGCCUGGGAAUUGCCAUUAAGGAACUGUUGGAAUGGAAGCCAGUUUACAAGCAUCCCCUGGUCUUUGUUUUGCUGGCUGUACUUGUGUUCUCAGUGACGACACAGAUUAACUAUCUCAACAAGGCACUGGACACCUUUAAUACAUCUCUUGUGACUCCCAUUUAUUAUGUGUUCUUCACAUCCAUGGUAGUAACUUGCUCAGCCAUCUUAUUCCAAGAAUGGUACGGCAUGAAAGCUGGAGAUAUCAUCGGGACCUUGAGCGGGUUCUUCACCAUUAUCAAUGGCAUCUUCCUUCUACAUGCUUUUAAGCACAUUGACAUUACCUGGAGUGACCUGACUUCCACUACUCAGAAAGAAGUCCUGUCUCUGAAUGGUGGUGAAGACAAGUAUGUCUUACUAGAGAACACAGAAUGUUCAACCCCAGGAUUCAAUGAUGACAUUACCUUGUUUAGCAGGACUGAGGAUCAAAGUCUCUAGAAACCCUGAACUUUAACCACAUAAGACAUUUGGAGAGGAUAAGAAAUGCUUGAUUUUUUGAAGAACUAUUAGGAAAGCUGACAUUUUUAAAGUUCUAACUAAUAAUCUAGAUGUGAGCCCCCCCCCCACCAAAAAGCCUUCCUUUUGGCCAUCAAAUUUGAAAAUCAAGGUUUGGAUCCUCUUCCAGAAGACUUCUACUGUUUUUCAUUUCUACAAACUUGAAAUAUUCUCUAAGCACAAAAGAAGUUAAAGAGUUAUAUGAGUCUCUGAGUAAUCUCUCCUGGUCACAAUAGAUUUGUUUCUGCCAGGUGGCUCUUCAUUUCUUUGGCUGCUAUUCUUAGUAAUUCAUAGAUAAACUUAACUACGUGCUGAAAAGCAGAGUAUCAAUCAUCAUUCUCUGAUGAGUCAUAGUUUCAAAUUAUUAAAACUGAGAAGAGAGGUUACUCACGCUCCCCCCCCACUUCUGUAACUUCCUUCUUUAUAAACUAGAUAGCUAAAGAGUGAGUGUUAAAGAAAAAAAUAGGCCUACCUUGGAAAUUUGCUCUUUGGUGGGCUAGAAUGCACCAGACACACAGCCCGUGAAGGGCUUAUGAAUUGUAAUUUAUUGCCAUAUCGGAAAAAUCUAUUACCAAUUCAAAAUUGGAGAAUGAAGAGGAAGAGAAAUUUUUAAAUGAAACACAGUAUUUUUUCUUUUCACACACAAAAAAUGCAAAUGAUUACAUUCAAGGCUUCUUUUAACUCAAACCUGAACAAUGUAAAACAAAAUUGAAUUUCUGGAGAAGUCCAAGUGAUUUCAGCUUUAGGGUUUCUUAUAUUCACUUUGUCCCUUUCUCUGUUAUCCCAAAGGUCAUUUUUCCUGUUGACAGAUUGUGUACAAAUAACUGGUACAUUACUUUAGGAUUAUAUGGUACACCUCAAUUUUUCGCAAAUGUCUAAUCCCCAAAGAGUAAGUUUUCCACAGACUGUUUGGAAACAAUUAGAAAAAAAUCUUUGCAAAACCCUGAAUGAGUUAUCAUAAUUGUUCUCUUGAAAUUUGGCACUUUCACCGUUAUUAAGGAAAUUAUAGUUAGUCACUAACCUUUUUAACAAUAUACAUAUCCUACCACAAUAAGUGGUAGAUUGUCUUUUUCUGUUGAAUUUUAUCCUGACCAUAUUUUUCAUACAUUUUUAUUGAGAAGGUUUCGGGAGAAUAGGAAGGGGAGUGAACUUCCCAGAAAACAAUAUUAAGACCUCAGGGACUACUACAGAAAAAUACCUUUUGCAUAUUAAGACUUCUGUGCAAUUUUCCUGUCUCCAAGUGCACAGCAGGAAUAACAUUUUUGGUGGUUUUGCUUUCAUGUUUAUGGACAGAUAUCUUAUCACUCACUGAUUUCAUGAGAAAGAAAUUACCUAUUUCCAGACUCAACUUAUUUCUGUCAAAACAAAAAUCCUAACCAAAAAGUUAUGACAUUAAGACAAAAACAAAACAAACAAACAAACAAAAAAACACUUCAGGUUGAUUCGAUUUUUCUGUUCCAACAUCAGAUUUUAUUAGUUUUAUUUGUUUGUAAUCUAGCUCAAGUCCAUCCUGGGUAAUAAUAAUAAAUUCUCUAAUCGAGAAUUCUAUUCAACUGACAUAAGCAUUUCCCAGUUCUGUUGAGCUCUGACCGAUGUUCCCAGGGAUGUCCUGAGGUGACCGUGAAGUUGGAAAGGGCUAUCAACAGUGUCUUCGGCACAGGUCAGUGUUGAGUGCAACCCCAGUGCGUUCUUAUUUUUGACAAUUGAUAAUCCAUGGAAGAUACAUGGGUUGAUACCUCUCAGGUCAAGUACGUGUUUACUCUGUUGAUUGCUGUUUAAUUGUAUAUCAGAUACAUAAGCUAUGAACACAAGUUUGUAGGAAAAGUAUUUCUGAAAAGGUAGUGUUUAAAAAUGGUAGAAAUUCUUUGAAAGUUCUUUUUUCCCUAUUGAAAAAUUCUACUGGUUUCUCCAGGAUACUCCCUUAGUAAGGAAAUUAAGGGCAUCCAGCCUAAGGCCGUGGUGGUUCUCCACGCUAGUGAAAUUCAGUGUCAGGUAUUUCUUAAAUGUCACCUGUUACAGAGCUUUGCCUCUGGUAUACUGUGCCCAGCUAAAGAUUCAUGGAACACAAGAACUCAUGUGUAUCCUGGAUUGGAAAAUGAACUGGUGUUAACAUAUAUGCCCAGGAGAAAGGCUGAGAAAGAUUUAACAAGUUGAAAUAUGUUGGAGAAACAAUAAAAUAUUUUUAAAAUUCUAAAAAUCCCUGGUGGGUCUAUACAUUGAAAAACCAAAAUGUUAUUGUAAAUCUAAAACAAUAAUUUUUCCCAAAUAGGAAGAUACUGUCUAAGAAGGAAUAAAAUGAUGGAUCCCUGUAUUCAGACUAUGUUAGUCUUCACUGGGAGUUUCAUAUAUGUAUAUAUUUUAAUAUAUAUCUUUAUCUCACCUAGGUAUCUUAAGAUUUAUUAUGUGAAUAUCUGCACAUGGGUCAUUAGGGAUUACAAAGCUGUGUUCACACAGCCAGAUUGAAAGUUUUCCCAAAUUCUGUAAAUAUAAUAGUUUCAUCUUAUUUUUAUAUAUAAUUUUACUCUUAGGUCAAUGGCUAAGAACUUUAUUUUUAGUUCAGAUUGCAGAGAAUGUUCAUGAAACUCUUCAGAUUUAGCAGCACGAAAUUAACGCCUUUGUUUAAAGAGUGCAAAUUGAAAUACCUGGAAAGCACCCACGUUAGGCCUGAUGUAUGAGGCAUUUAACAUAAUUUAGUUCUCUUUGAAUCGGCAUUUGGAUUCUUAUAGUCUUAUUACUAGAUAGUUAAGGACCACCAGUUGCCAAUUUUCAGACAUCCUUCAUCUUUUCUUAAGUUGUGUCACAUUAGCUUGUUUUAAAGAAACCAAGUGAAAAUGAAUUCCAUCAUUAUAACUAUCUCAACACCAAAAUGAUCCAACAAAAAUAUUUUUUUCUGAAAGCCCAUAAAACUGAACUAAAUGCAAUCUUCACAUUCUAAUAAAACUUUGUGGAAAAGUAAUUUGUAUGAAUAUAUAUGAAAUGUCCUCAAAUAUUUUGAAUAAACUCUAUAGUCAUGAAAUUUUCUAUUUUUCCAAUGUUUAUACAUACUGGUCAUUUUAGAAAGUUUACAAAUUUUAAUCUUUCUGUAUAUUUUUCAUUUGCAAUAAAGUGUGGUUUAAUUAUGGUUGUUGGAGUUCAAUUUUUAGUUUAUUGAAGUUAAGUAUGUGUAAUGGCAAAAAUACCCCGUUUAGAUUUGAGAUUUUUUUUUUUUAAGUUUUGAGGUUAAAAAAAGAAUCUGCACUUAGGUUAAUUUUGGUCUAUCAUUUUCCUUGAAAUUGAAAUCUGUUUUUUUAGAAGAAGGCUCGCCACAAAACCAUUUCCUGUAUAAUUGAUUUGACACCUGAACCAAAAGUAGGAGAAACUGUCUUAUCUUUAAAUAAUUGUAUUGAACAAGACAGGUGUUCAAAGCAGUCAGUAUAAUGAAAUCUCUCAGUUCCAAAAUUUAAAAGGAGAAAGCAUUAUAAAAAUAGUUGGAAGCACUGCAUUAUAUUAAGUUCACAUUUGCAAACUCAGCAAAUUGAAGAAGCAGAGGAAGAGGGAGAAAGCAUUAUCAAAAUAUUUGGUAGCAUUGCAUUACGUUAAAAUUUACAUUUACAAACCCUCAGUGAAUUUCCUUCUAGUCCCUGUGGAACUAAUCUUCAUUUCAUGGGGGCACCUGGCUGGCUCAGUCCAUAGAG